Symbiodinium necroappetens is the source of this 2631-nucleotide messenger RNA. Lineage: Eukaryota; Dinophyceae; Suessiales; Symbiodiniaceae. The record is from the annotation of a GenBank genome assembly.
AUGUCGACUCGUUUGGCUGAAGAUUGGGAAUCCCUCCCGGAGCUUCGACGCCUAGCUCAGAAGCUGGUGCUUGUUCAAGUUUCUGGGACCGGGACUACAAGGGAGAGCAUCGUGCAGAAUGAGGCGGUUCUCAAACCUGCUUUGCAACACCUGGGUAUGCGACCGAGUGUGCAGACGUGUAUGCUGCAUAUCAAAGCGUUUUUCGAUUUGAUGCAGCUGUCGAUUCCUGCUGCACAUGUGUAUACACAGGGAUGGGCCUUCCGUCGCAUGAUCUCUAUGCUUAACCUCAUUGUCCGGCGAGGGCACACGCCACGGGAGGCUGCCAUUGUCAGGCUAAUGGAAAGUGUUGGCUUGACUAUCACUCCGAAUGCUGAAGCUGAUGAUGGCACCAGUACACGUGCGAGUUCAGAGGAUGAGGGAUGUUCGGAACAUGAAGAGUCUGAAGAACUCAGCGAUGAUGAAGAUGUUGUAUCCCAGAUCUCGACCUUCCUGGUGAUCGCGAAGUUCGAGCGCCUGCAGAGGAGAGUUCAAGCAGAGCUCCUGCUUCGGUGGUUCCUCCAGGGGCCAUCUCGACGAGUGCUGUUACCAACAAUGCUGCUUGCUGUCGACACACACCCCAAGUUGAACCCUGCUGUGGAGACCCCUGCUGCUGCCGACACACACCCCAAGAUGAGCCCUGCUGUGGAGACCAACAGUGCUGCUGUCGACACACACCCCAAGAUGAGCCCUGCUGUGGAGACCACAAGUGCUGCUGUCAACAGACACCCCAAGAUGAGCCCUGCUGUGGAGACCGCUGCUGCUGACACACACCCCAAGAUGAGCCCUGCUGUGGAGACCAACGGUAGUGCUGCUGUUGACACACCUCCCAAGAUGAGCCCUGCUGUGGAGACCAGUGCUGCUGCCGGCACACACCCCAAGAUGAGCCCUGCUGUGGAGCCGAGCCCUGCUGAGUCAAGCCCCACUUACGAGAUGAGCCCUGUCAGCAUGGUGGCAUCUUCCGCAGGCAGCAAUCCGGUGGUGAAGACGACUCCCAACAAGACGGUGAUAUCUCGGGACCCGGUAGCUCAACAGCAACAGCUCAUCGAUCAGCUGCAGAAGUUGACAGAGCUACUCGAGUUGAAGAAAAAGCUCAAGGAACUUCAAGAAGCUCAAAGUGCUUGCCCUCAUCCUGGAUGCCUUGACAACGUCGACACCCAGCCCGUGGACCUCGACGCCGUUGUGGCUGGCUUUCCUUCAGCUGUGCUGGCAGCCACAGGAGUUUCUGAUCGAUCGAGCACAGAUGCCACAGAGCGGGUCGAGGCAACUGUGCCACCCAAACCCAGAGGUAUUCAUAGAGGUACAGUCAUUGAGGAAAUUGAGGUGCUAGCGGAGAGGCCAUGUGGGCCCUUUAGGUCCCCGCCAGUGGCAGUUCCGAUGCCGGAGCCAGUGCCCGCAAUUCCGAUGCCAGAGCCAGUGCCUGCAAAUCCAAUGCCAGAGCCAGUGCCAGCUGCAAAGCCGGUGAGUGCAGCACUGUCAUUGAAGCGUCUGUUUGCAAAAAACAUGGAAGAGAAGCGGGCAGCUAAACGUGCUAGAGAUCAGGGUGAGGGCAAGGUCCCAGAUCAGGCGGAGCUGAAGGCCGAGGAGCCGAUCAUGCAGCCUCCGGUCCCAACGCCUGUGCGCAGUAAGACUGCUGCUGCACCAAGAGUCUUUGGCAGUGAUGAGGAGAUUGCACGGGCUUUGGCUGAGUUCGAUGACGAUUCGGAGGAUGACCGUGCAACAGAAAACUAUUCCUUACAAUUUGAGGAAGGUGAGGCGACAAGUGAUGAGGAGGAGGCCUCGUUGGUUGAGCAGGCAGAGGUUGCCUCAGUGUCGCUUUCCAUUCGGGGUACGAGUGACGGUGAAGAGCGAGCUCCUAUCUGUGAUGCUGGUGAUGAAGAUGGAGUUGCUGCCGAAAAGGCUGAGCCUGCCGAGGCCUCUGGCAGUCCCGAGGAGGAGAUUGCGAAAACGUUUGGCCGGCCCCCGGCAUGGAAGCCUGGGUUCACUGAGUUCUUAUCCCCUGAAGAUCAAAAGUCUCUGUCCAGGGGCAGGAAGCCUUGCAAGGGCAAAGGCAAGCGAAAGUCGAGGGCCAAGCGGUCAGCCGAUGCAGAUGCCGAACCCCCCAAACCUUGCAAGCGGGCCCGGAAGCCCUCCAAGAAGCCUGCUUCCGAUCCUGCAGGCACUGACUCCCUCCCAAGCGCAUCUUCGAAGAAGCCUACCAAGAGGACCCGCUCCAGCCCUUCGGCCCCCAAGAGUGCUCGCAGGUCAAUCUUGAAGAAGGCUGGUCGAUACGUGUCCGAGGAUUCCAGCCCAUCGGCUGCCACGCGUGGUGGCAAGUCUUCCAAGAAGCCUGUUGCCACAGUCUGCCCGGACGCAGCCGAAGCCCCCCGCCCAAAAGCCAAGCCAACGAAGAAAACAGCAGCCAAGGCGAAAGCCAAAUCCGAAGCGAAAGCAAAGUCUCGCGAUCCAAGCUACAGAGCACCGUGCACACUUGAAGCCGAGUACAAAGCACGCGUGAGCCGCAAGUCCUGUGCUUACCAUAGGGCACUCAAGCAGGCUCGUGCUGAAGGCAAGAGUGAGGCUGAGAUGAAGGCUCUCGCCCGUGCAGCUGCUUAG